This is a messenger RNA of Octodon degus (degu), 337 nucleotides long. RefSeq names its product 60S ribosomal protein L36a-like. The coding region runs from base 56 to 337 and encodes 93 amino acids. The record is from RefSeq and is a predicted model, not a curated record. Gene Ontology annotation, molecular function: structural constituent of ribosome. Lineage: Eukaryota; Metazoa; Chordata; Mammalia; Rodentia; Octodontidae. Gene Ontology annotation, cellular component: cytosolic large ribosomal subunit; ribosome. Gene Ontology annotation, biological process: translation. The transcript has a single exon.
CAAGUUAGGUCGCUGGGCUUCUCGUUUUCAUUGCGUAGACAGCUCUACCACCAAGAUGGUCAAUAUACCUAAAACCCGAAGAACUUUCUGUAAGAAGUGUGGCAAACAUCAGCCACACAAAGCGACCCGGUAUAAGAAGGGCAAGGAUUCCCUAUAUGCCCAAGGAAAGAGGUGCUACGAUCGGAAGCAGAGUGGCUACAGCGGGCAGACGAAAUCCAUCUUCCAGAAAAAGGAUAAAACAACAAACAAGAUUGUGCUGAGACUUGAGUGUGUGGAACCCAAUUGCAGAUCAAAGAGAACUCUGGCAGUUAAGAGAUGCAAGCAUUUUGAACUGUGA